Molecule: messenger RNA, 1133 nt
Organism: Anastrepha ludens (Mexican fruit fly)
Lineage: Eukaryota; Metazoa; Arthropoda; Insecta; Diptera; Tephritidae
Product: tigger transposable element-derived protein 2-like
Exons: 2
Coding region: 53-628 (191 amino acids)
Cellular component (GO): nucleus
Molecular function (GO): DNA binding
Source: RefSeq, a predicted model, not a curated record
CUUUAAGGCUUAUGACAUCCCGGUAGACUAUCGGAACUCUAAGAAUGCAUGGAUGACCGCCAACAUUUUCAGAGAAUGGUUUCACCAUUGCUUCGUCCCUCAGGUUCAAAAGUAUUUACUACAGAAAGGAUUACCAGCCAAAGCUAUCCUUUUGCUUGAUAACGCCCCUUGCCAUCCACCAGAAGAUGAACUUAAAACUGCUGAUGGAUCCAUAUUCGUGAUUUAUAUGCCUCCAAAUGUAACGCCUUUAAUUCAGCCUAUGGAUCAAAAUGUGAUUCGCUUAACUAAGUUGUAUUACAAAAAGCAUCUCCUGCUUUUAGCUGUAGGAAAGGAUGACAUCACACAAUUUCUUAAACAUUUAACUUUAAAGGAAGCUGUAUCAUUUUUAAUGCUUGCUUGGAAUCAGCUGCAGGCAAAUGUAAUAGUAAAAUGUUGGAAGCCUUUAUUAGAAUGCUUAAAUACUACAGAAGCAAAUGAAAGCGAGGAUGAAGACGAUGAUAUUCCAUUGAGCUUACUUCGUGAAAAAAUAUUGCAGGAAAAAUGUGAAGAAGUUCAUGAUAUACGGGGUCUGCUGCAAAUUGUAUUACCGGAGGUAAUUUUAUUUACCCUCUUGACAAGCACCUGUUAAUUAAGUUUGUAUGUGAACAUUAUUUGUUUUAGGAAACCUACACUGAACAAGAUAUUGAGAAGUGGAAUUCAAUCCAAGUUGACGAAGAAAUUGAUUUAUAUAAUUAAGCCAUGGAUACUGAAGAAUCUGGUAGUGACAGCCAAGGCGAAGGACAGAUCGGAAAUUCAAUAAAAGCUACUGAAGCCAUUAAAAGCUUCGAUAUAGCUAUCGCAUGGGCUGAAGCUAACACCACUGACUAUGCUGGCAUACUAGUACUGAAAAGUCUACGCGAAAAAGCGGUCCAAAAGUCAAUUUCCGAACACAAACAGCAAACAUCUAUUCAUAAAUUCUUUCAAUAAUAUGUAUGUAUUUUUCCAAAUAUUACUUUAUACAAAUAAUCUGUUUUGUUUAUAUAAAAAACCUGAAUUUAAAGCUAAUAAACCAAGUUAAAACAAAAAAAAAUGUCAACCUUAAUAUAGUGAACAACCUGGAUACUGUGAACAGGCCUUGGAGAAAUUAGUUCACU